Messenger RNA from Diospyros lotus (date-plum), 1999 nucleotides. RefSeq lists its product as uncharacterized. NCBI's taxonomy places the organism in Eukaryota, Viridiplantae, Streptophyta, Magnoliopsida, Ericales, Ebenaceae. The transcript is spliced from 5 exons. Bases 195 to 1637 code for a protein of 480 amino acids. Gene Ontology annotation, molecular function: metal ion binding; phosphatidylinositol binding. The record is from RefSeq and is a predicted model, not a curated record.
GAAAAAAAAAAUGGAUCAAAGCUCUUUGUAAGCGAAGGGGAAGGCCCUGUUCGUCUUCUUCUUCUUCUCCUUUUUCUUGAUCUCUUUAUCAGUUGUCACAGUGCGCUUCGAAGCAAACGCAAACGGGGAAGAGAAAAAGGUAUUAUCUGGUUUAUUUAAGUCAGUUCAUGUAUUGCAGCAUAGCUGCUUAACUUAUGGCAAAACCUGGAGGAACUGUUUCAUAUUCUUCACUUUCUAAUGUAGAAAAGAACAACAAAGUCCAUUGUGUUGAUGACUUAAGUGAUUCUGCUUGGGCUAAGCAGGAGGGCGGUAGUACUUUACCCUCAGGUUCAAAAUCCUUGAGACAAGAAUAUCUGUUUCAGUAUCCCCUUGAAUCUGAAGAAUUUUUUGAGGGAGGGUAUGAUUCUGGUGAAGAUAAUUGCAGCUCUGUGCAACACAGUACACCCCCUGAGGUGAACUUGAAAAAUGUCUUGAGUGGGAUUUGUGCAAUUGUAACUGGCCGUAAUAAAGGUUCUGGUGCCAUUGAAGGUCAGAAAUUCUCAACUUCAAAUGUUUCAUUUCUUGGCUCUGCUAAGAGUGGAGAAACUUUCUUGCACUCUUCGGUUUACAUACCAAGUGCUCCACCACUAAUUCAGCCAAAUGCUAUGAACUAUAGUGCUCAGAAAGAUAUGUUGGAAGCUGAACCCCCUGAGUGGCUUCCAGAUAGUUCUACUACAGCUUGCAUGCAGUGCACUGCCUCCUUCACUGCACUCACUCGUGGUCGGCAUCAUUGCCGGUUUUGUGGAGGAAUAUUUUGUAGGGAAUGCUCAAAAGGAAGGUGUUUGUUACCUGUUAAGUUUAGAGAGAGGAAUCCGCAGAGGGUGUGUGACACCUGCUACGAUAGGCUUGACCCAUUACAAGAUGUACUUAUCAACACCAUAAGCAACGCCGUUCAGGUUGCAAAGCAUGAUGUGAUGGACUGGACUUGCACCAGAGGUUGGCUGAAUCUACCAGUGGGUUUAUCAGUGGAACAUGAGAUAUACAAAUCUUCUAAUACAUUGAGGAGUUUCUGCCAGGUUGCCAGAUUGGACCCUGAGAAGUCCAUACCCACCACGAUUCUUAAAGGAGCCAAAGGUUUGGCAAUUUUGACAGUUGCUAAAGCCGGAAUGCUAGUUGCUUACAAAUUUGGCUCUGGUUUGGUUGUGGCCCGAAGGUCAGAUGGGUCAUGGUCUGCUCCAUCUGCUUUGGUCUCUUUUGGUUUAGGGUGGGGUGCUCAGGUUGGGGGUGAGCUAAUGGACUUAAUAAUUGUGCUCCAUGAUUCAAAAGCUGUAAAAACUUUCUGUAGUCGCAUGCAUUUUUCCCUUGGUGCUGGUUGCAGUGCAGCCGCUGGACCUCUGGGGAGAAUAUUGGAAGCAGAUUUGCGAGCUGGGGGUAGAGGUUUGGGCAUGUGUUAUACAUACAGCUGUAGCAAAGGUGCCUUUGUGGGAGUUUCUCUGGAAGGAAGCAUUGUAGCAACAAGAAUGGACGCUAAUCUGCGUUUCUACGGGGAUCCAUAUCUGACCACAACUGAUAUUCUUCUUGGGAGGGUGGACAGACCAAAGGCCGCUGAGCCCUUGUAUGAUGCUCUUACAGACCUUUAUUCCCAACUUCAGCGUUAAAAGUGUUUCUUCCUCCUGCACGUUGAAAAGGAGAAGAUUUAGGUGCUUUGACGUUGCUGUGCUGCCAUGCCAGGGCUCUGGGUCUCGUCAACAAUGCCUAUACACUUGGAUGUAGCGACGCAUACGGCUGUUACAGACGAUAUGGCAACCAAUGUAUAUAAAUAAGACUACCAGUAGAUUAUGAUACAGAUCUGCCUACAUUAAUGCCAGUUCCCACUUCGUUUAGUUGUGUUAUGCAAGCUCUUGCAACCCUUGAAAGGUAACCCCCCCCUCUAAAGGAUUGGUGUGUGAUAUAAGUUUAUGGUUGACGGUUGGCUGUUUUCCUAUCAGGAUUUAAACAUCUUUGGGAGUGAAUUAACGUA